AUGACUUCUCAUAAGAGGCCGGCCACCCUGUCUUCCGAGGAAUCUUACCUUGAUGAUCCCUCGGAUGAAGACGAUAGUGAAUGGGAGAGGAUCACACAGGACCCAGUCAAGCGAGUCGCAUUUGAAAGAAAAUGUAUUGAAGUUGAGCUCACCGAUCAGAAACGAGUAAUUCUAUUGCAAGACAAUUAA
Molecule: messenger RNA, 189 nt
Organism: Penicillium soppii
Lineage: Eukaryota; Fungi; Ascomycota; Eurotiomycetes; Eurotiales; Aspergillaceae
Exons: 1
Coding region: 1-189 (62 amino acids)
Source: RefSeq, a predicted model, not a curated record